Cylas formicarius (sweet potato weevil) is the source of this 1706-nucleotide messenger RNA. Its product is annotated as inositol 1,4,5-triphosphate receptor associated 2-like. Bases 193 to 1659 code for a protein of 488 amino acids. The transcript has 7 exons. NCBI's taxonomy places the organism in Eukaryota, Metazoa, Arthropoda, Insecta, Coleoptera, Brentidae. The record is from RefSeq and is a predicted model, not a curated record.
GCUGAAAGUACAGAAAUUUUUAAAAAUCCAACAAUAUCUUUACAAGCAGUCUGAGACCAUGAACCUUAACACUAACGUUUCGAGCCUACACGCCAAUCGCGAACGAAAAUGAACUUUUACUGACAGCAAAGCGAUUUAGAACGCUAAGUCAGUAAGUUAUAAUUUAUACAAUUGCGAAUUGCUCGAUUAAUAAUGAGUGACGUUUCGAUUAUGACUGAAAAACGGUCCAUUCCCGAUCAAUUGAUCGGAUCAUUCAAAGACGAUUGUGCGACAGAAAACCAAGAAAGUUUUCGAAAAAGCUCGGCAGUGUCUACGUCCGGUGUUAAUAGUGACUAUUCCAAGUUGAGUAACGAAAAUUUUUUGAACAGAUUCGUCAAACAGAGGUCCCUUCAAGACUUCUACAAUCGGAAAACAGACGACAAAAUUGAACCAACUUAUCAUAGAGCCAGAUCCAAUUCCGAUGGAGCUGCGGUGAGAGCGAACAGCAUAAGAAAUGCCGACGCAUUUCCUAGUCUUCCGAAUUCGGUCCUUGAACGGAUGGGCCUUCAUGGAGAUGCCCCAAAAGAACUUCUAAGUGAGGAGACGCUGGAACAAAAAUUCACCAGCUUGUCAUUAGCGUUCGCAAUAGAUGCCGCCACAAUCAAAGAUCGUCGUGAGCGUCAAAGACGAACUCGGGAUCAGACGGAAAACAAUUUGGCCCAGGAAAUUGAAAAACUAAGAGGAAAAUUGGCUUUGCUGGAACCUUUAUGCACCGAUUUUGAAAGUGCCGAACUGCUGUCUAUAUUGUUAGCCCAAAUAGAAAUUAUUACGAAGGCUUCGUCGUUAGCUUCAAUCGCGGCUGAGCGAUAUGGUGCCGUACAGCAUGAAGAUCGGUUGACUGAAUCUGUUCAGCUUAUGGUCAAUCACGUCCAAGCUUUGAAACAUCAAAGAGAUUCUGCAAGAAGGCAACUUCAGUAUACUAAGCGGGUAUUACAGGGAGUUCCUGAAAAUCCCUCUGCCAAUCCGGCUGCACCCCAAAAACUGCUUCUAAACGCCAAUAGAAAAUUUAUAACCAGAAGGCGGGCUAGCCUUGGGACGGUCAAUACGGCGCAUGAUCAGAACGCUAACAAACUCAGCAGGAGAACAUCUGAUUUGUCGAUUAGAGCUACCUCGCUGACAAAAGGCGGAAGACCUAAUCGAUUAGAGCUGGGCGGAGAACUGUUGAAAAUUAAGGAGGAUUUUGCCCACGAGGCCGUAGUUGAACAACUUCAUAAACAAGUGCGCGAAGAAGAAGAGGACGAAGAGGCGAAUUUGGACGCGAACAGCCUAAAAGAGGAAAUGAUUGUUAAGAAAAUCGAAUCUAGUCUUGGAAGUGCGGCUCCACUUUCAAAUAUAUCUUUUAGGAAUAAUAUACUAGCUCGAACAUUCUCGAAUAAGUUCAAACUGUCUCUAGAAGAUAUUCGACACGAGCUGUCGGAACGAUUGAAGAACUGGUCAGAAAACGACUAUUUUUAUGCAUUUUUUAACUUUUGCGCUGUAGUUUGUUUUUCGAUAAGCAUAUUAACGCUAGUGCGUAUGUAUUUGGAAUACGAAUAUACAAAAAGGGACUAUACGGAAUCCUAUUUUUCCUGGUUUUGGCCUACGAAUAAACCCGGGAGCGCAAAAUACAAGAAAAAGUAGAAUCUACUGCAAUUAACAUCAAAUAACGAAUAAACUAUACAACUGAG